Messenger RNA from Purpureocillium lilacinum, 1575 nucleotides. RefSeq lists its product as uncharacterized. NCBI's taxonomy places the organism in Eukaryota, Fungi, Ascomycota, Sordariomycetes, Hypocreales, Ophiocordycipitaceae. Gene Ontology annotation, molecular function: DNA-binding transcription factor activity, RNA polymerase II-specific; transcription cis-regulatory region binding; zinc ion binding. The record is from RefSeq and is a predicted model, not a curated record. Gene Ontology annotation, cellular component: nucleus. Gene Ontology annotation, biological process: positive regulation of transcription by RNA polymerase II.
AUGCCUGCCCGUGAGAGCAGCAGCAGCACCCGCAGCAAGAGUCAGACCCACGCCGCCGCAGCCGCCGCAACCAGUGGACAUGGAGGAAAUGGAACCACAAACACGAAGCCACGGGGCAAGCCGCGGGGGAUGCGCCGCGACCGAGACUGCCGCACCUGUAAGGCGAGGAACGUCAAGUGCGACCUGAACCGCCCGCAGUGCCUCCCCUGCGUCGAGGCCGGCCUCGCCUGCGGAGGGUAUCCACAGAGAGUCGUCUGGGCCGGGGAAUCGUCUUCAACAUUGGCAACUGCAUCGACAAAGUCAAAGGUCGAACCCCAACUUCAUCUCCAUCCCCCACAUGCAAAACCACAGCCGCCGCCGCCGCGGGGGCGCCGCCGGUCGUCGCGGAGCAGCAUAUCCACUUCGUCGUCGCAGUCCCGGCCAACCGACCACCCGAUACCGGAGAUAGUCUCCUUGGCGAAGCUGCAAGGGCGCGAUGCCUCCUCCACAUCGCCACGAGGCGGAGCUGGAGGCGGAGGCGGCGUCGACGACCACAACAGCUUCAUCAACCGCCUGGCGACCUUUUGUCAGCAAAUUAUCUCGGCCAGGGGCCGUGCUGGUGCAGCGGGCAACAACGGCUAUCUCUCGGACGAGGCCAUCUCGCUCGUGGCGCAUCUGUCCGACUUUGUGCAGGCCCGUAUCCAGGGCUACUCGUCUGCCGCAGCACUUGGCGAUGGGCGGGCCAUGACCGAGUCCAUGGACGCGGCGCGCCAUCGCCUGGCCGCGCUCGUCGGCCUCAACGAGGCGUUGCGCGUGGCCAACCCGCUGGCAUUGCUCGCCAUCGCCGCGUUCGCCUUCUUCGAGGUGUACGACAGCGAGUUUGGCGAGUGGCAACGGCACGUCUACGGAGCGAGGUCGUUACUUGACUACCACUGUCGAAGCCGCGCCGAGCUGGAGCAGCUGUCCGUCACGGUCACCGGCCUGACCGAGAUCGUGGCACGGCUUGUCUGGUUCGACGUGUUGGGUGCCAUUGCGCGGCAGAGCACGGGGCUCAUCUUUGACGACUGGCACCGCGAGGUCCUAAACGAGGGCUUCUUCGAGGUCGUCGGCUGCGCGGCCGACACGUUCGACCUGUACGUGCGCGUCGCCAAGUCGGACGUUGCGUCCUCGGACCACUUAGACAGCUGCGUCUUGGCCAUGGACCAGCUCUUGAGGUUGGACCCCUCAGACGUGACGGACUGGGGCCGCUCCGCCAACGCGCAUAGAUGUGCGGCUACCAUUGCCGUGCUCGCAAAGCUGCCGGGCCAUGCGGCUACUCCGGCGACACAGAGGGCCAUGCGGUCCGCGGUCGAUAGGGCGUGCCAUAUCAUCGCCUCGACGCCAUCGUCGUCGCCGUUUUACAUAUUCAUGGCUGUGACGGCCUACCUGGCGGGCCUGCACGCCACAACGGACCAACAGCGGAAUGUCGUGCGUGGAUACUGGCAGAGCUGCACCACGGCGGGUGUUCCACGGUACCCCUGUGCGUUGGCCAAGUGCGAGGCGACAUGGGCGAGUCGCGGAGCGAUUCCGGGAGAUGUCAGUUGGAGUCCGAUAUGA